AUGCCUGAUUGGACGUGGCUGUUGAUAGCGGCGGCAUUAGGGGCUGUAUCGGCCCUAUCGUUGCCGCUGGUACUCAUAAUGUACUACCUUCGAUCCUUUGAGAAGAAACCACAGAUUCAAGAGGAAAGCUUACCUAUCACCUUGCCACAGGAGAUACUCAACGAGCUUACCCGUGGAGCGGGCAGCACACCGGAGGGGGCGCUCAAUGCAAUGUUGCAAUUCAUCUUCCAACAGAGUACAGCUGACACACGUUGGUUACGCAGACGCAUGGCCACGGAACUCGCCGAACUCCUGGCAAAGACAUCGUCUGGAAAGAUAUUUGAAUCGUUGACGCUUCGUUCCUUAGAAGUGGGUACGGAGUUUCCGAGUAUCACAAAUCUUCAGCUGCUGACGGGCGAGUUAGAAGAUGAUGGAGCGAGGCUCAGGUCUUUAGAUCUGAAAUUCGAUUUGGCGUAUGAUGGCAGCUUCAGGAUUGAUGUGGAUGCAGUCAUGUUGCUGGGGAAAAUAGCAAACAUAUCUAUAACUGUGGAAAGUAUAAGUGGCAAUGUACGAGUUAUGUUUCGUCGGACACCUUAUACUCACUGGGCAAUCGCCUUUGAGUCACCACCGAAACUGGAGCUCCGCGUGCGUGGACGGUUCCAGGGGAGGCAGAUCAAGCCUAGAUUAGCUUCUUUAGUCGCAGCACACAUUAGAAGAGCAGUCGCGCAAAGGCAUACAUUGCCAAAUUAUAAAAUACGUUACAAGCCCUUCUUCCCGAAGUCCGACCCUGGAAGCACCGAAGGUGAAGAUGGGCCGACUCCCAAUGGAAGACUCACGGUACGACUUUUGGAAGUCACCAGACUGCAGUGGUCAGGCGGGCCGGUAACUGUACGGGCCGCCUUAGCAGUUGAUUCACAUGGCUGGGUGUCACUACGCCGUGGUGUCUUAGUACUGGAUGUGGUGUUGCCAGCAGUCACGGGGCCGUUAGGACUCGUGUGUUGUCAGGGCGUCGGUGCAGUACUGGUAGACACUGUGGUGCCUAUGUCACCUGCAUAUCGCGCAGACUUAAGAAGAGAUGACGUUGUGCUCGCUAUUGAUAACAAACCUGUUAACAAUGUUGCGCAGGUCGGGAAAUUACUCCGCCUCGUUGAACGCCGCGCAGUCACGGUUCGUGUGCGUCGAGGUGGUGCUGGUGCGGCUGCUCGUAGAGAUGACUCCAACGAGCCGAAGAGAAUAAAGCCGAACUUCUCCUUCCGAAGAGUCUCCGAAGUAAUGGAGGGAGUCCGACUACAAGGCAUACGAGCAGCAGCAUCCAAAUCCAACUUACAGGACCCAGAAUUCAGUCCAGCUAAAACAGUUGAACCUCAAAAUGAGAACGAUGCACAAGCUAAACAAAAAAUAGAACAAGCGCGACAAACAAAACCUACCGAACAGUUACCAUCUGGUAACUUUGGACUACGAAAGCGUCGGUGCUCAGUCGAAAAUAAGUCUUCCGACAGCUCAGCAGGGAGCACGCCACCAGCAUCUGGAGCCAGCACGCCCCUCAGACAAGCGAACGCAGCAAACAAGACGGCAAAACACCCUGAUAUUCCAAUUAUAAAAACAGAUUCCUCAGAAUGCAGAAUACUUGAAAAGGAACCUGUUGAAGAAGAAGAACAACUAUUUGAAACUGGAGGUCCCAGACAAACGGAACAUGUUGAGAUUUGUCAAAUGUUCUGGACUAAAAAUACGUACUUAAAGCCUAUCAUACCGUUUGAUGAAGAAACCGAAUUUAAAUUAAAUGAGAAUCACAAAUAUUUGAAUUUAAAUGUUUGGGCCACAGGAGCAGGAGAAAAGGAAGAAGUUCUCUUAGGAUACUUGAAUAUACCAUUAACUGCUUUACUGGCUGAAUGCCAGGACUCCACAGUUCCACAUCACAUGAAGAGGUACCAAUUUUUGCCGCCAGAUGUCGAUAUCAAGUUUAGCAAAAGUCAUAAGCUAUCAUCUCAUGCGGGUUUCGAGCCUUGUCUCUGCUUCGGCGAUGCACUUGUGUGGUGGGAGUGGGAAGGACAAGGAACUGUCCGGACGGCUUCCAGAACAUCCCGAGACCCCGUGCUACCGAAGCCACCGAAACCAUCCAGAGCAACCCAUGACUUCGUUCGAACUCACUUCCAUAGGUCAACGCAGUGCGAUUUCUGUAAUAAAAAGAUCUGGCUGAAAGACGCGAUGCAGUGCCGGAGCUGCGGUCUGUCGUGCCACAAAAAAUGCGUCACCAAAUGCCAGGAGUCUUCGCCCUGCGUUCCCAAACACGACCGAGAACCAUCGAGCUCACUCAACUGUUCACCUCCGGAGUUGAUCAUGACAGAAGCCGAAUCUAACGUCGACCAAGAUUCCGAUGAUGAACAUGACCGGAAAGAUUCUCUCGAUGUUCACGAAGAGGGGGGUGGUGCAAUGAGCGCGCUGGUAGCUGGUCUUCGGCGCGCCGGCUCCGCUCAUUCCCUGUCAGCGCCUAAAACCAACGCCUCAUCAAGAUCCCUACCACCCUCACCUAGUCAUACACCCAGGAAGCAGUCGCUGGAGGAGUGCAACCCGUUCGGCGUUUGCGGCGUGACGUGGCUGGCGAAGGGCGACGUGAGCGCUAUGCUGGCACCAGCGCUGCACAGCGCGCUACCUCCGGACGCGCUACUCGCGGCCGCACGGGACUCCGCGCCUGAACUUGCAGCUAAGCUGACAGCCCAGCAAAUACAUGAAAUGCUUCAAGCCGUUCGCGAGGAGUUAUCAGCGGAAGAUGCGAGUAACGACGCGGGCGGAGGGGAAGGACGUGCUUACGCACUCACGGCGCUUAUGCUGCACUGCUGUGCGGCUGCGCAGCUCGCUCAGCAACGCGCAGAUCCAGCACCCUCUUGA
Molecule: messenger RNA, 2865 nt
Organism: Arctia plantaginis
Lineage: Eukaryota; Metazoa; Arthropoda; Insecta; Lepidoptera; Erebidae
Source: the annotation of a GenBank genome assembly